AAAAAAAAUUCCUAUCCGAAACUCUUCCUUCUUCAACCUUUGAACCGAGGCCAACGCGAUGGCGACGGCGGCACUUACGCCCAUUCUUCCUCCUCUCUCAUCACAAUCUCUCACCUCAACAGCCACAAAAUCAAGAGCAAAUCAACCCAUUUUAUCCUCACCCUCCUUUUUCCACUCUCGCACCAAAACCCAAUCACUACUAAAUCAUGGUCGAGGGUUCACUGUGAUCUCUUGCCUCCCUUCUUCGUCUCCCAAGGGCUCUGCUUCUCCUCUCUCAACCAAGCUCUACGUCAGCGGUCUUUCUUUCCGUACAACUGAGGAAAGCCUAAGAAAUGCAUUCCAAAAUUUCGGACAACUAGUGGAAGUUAACCUUGUGAUGGAUCGAAUAGCAAAUAGACCUAGAGGCUUUGCUUUUCUUCGUUAUGCCACCGCGGAGGAGUCUCAAAGUGCAAUUGAAGGAAUGCAUGGAAAGUUCUUGGAUGGCCGCGUUAUUUUUGUGGAGGUUGCAAAGCCGAGGUCAGAACUGCGCUCAAGUGCCAGGCAAACGCCAAAACACUACUGAAGAAUACAUCCUGGGAGUUAAUGUAGCAAGCACUAGG
This is a messenger RNA of Asparagus officinalis (garden asparagus), 599 nucleotides long. Its product is annotated as glycine-rich RNA-binding protein 4, mitochondrial. Bases 59 to 562 code for a protein of 167 amino acids. Gene Ontology annotation, biological process: chloroplast mRNA modification; cytidine to uridine editing. Gene Ontology annotation, cellular component: chloroplast. The transcript is spliced from 4 exons. The record is from RefSeq and is a predicted model, not a curated record. NCBI's taxonomy places the organism in Eukaryota, Viridiplantae, Streptophyta, Magnoliopsida, Asparagales, Asparagaceae. Gene Ontology annotation, molecular function: RNA binding.